Lactuca sativa (garden lettuce) is the source of this 729-nucleotide messenger RNA. RefSeq lists its product as uncharacterized. The record is from RefSeq and is a predicted model, not a curated record. Lineage: Eukaryota; Viridiplantae; Streptophyta; Magnoliopsida; Asterales; Asteraceae.
AUGGCACCACCACCACUGUCGGACGUCACAGCCACCGCCGCCGGCAGUGGCGCUGCUGCCUUUCCUUCUUCAUGUCGACCAACAUGGAAAGGGCAAUACGCAAGUGGUCAUCACGGAUCACCUUCAUUGGUGUUAGAGGCUGUCGCUUCUCAAGAUUUAUGGAUUUGGCAUGCAUUUUUUGGGGUUGCGGGUUCCAACAACGACGUCAACGUUCUUGAUCAGUCGCCAACAUUCGACGAUCUUUUGAAUGGAAAAGCCCUGGAUGCUCCUUUCACGGUGAAUAGAAACGAAUACAAAUAUGGGUAUUACCUUACAGAUGUAAUAUAUCCUCAGUAUUCCACAUUCGUGAAGGCAUUCCGCCACCCGGUUGAAGAACGAGACAAAUUUUUUAAGAGAAGACAAGAAAGAGCACGUAAGGAUGUGGAACGUGCUUUUGGAGUGCUAAAGGCGAAGUGGCAUAUAGUCGAACAUGCAGCACGACCAUUGGAUUUAGAAACUUUACGAUAUAUCAUGUAUGCAUGUAUCAUAAUGCAUAACAUGGUAGUAGAAGAUAAAAGGAGAAAUAUUGCACACUAUAUCCCAACAGAGCCCAGACACGUUCAGUUUCAACCAGGAACAACAGAUUAUUUGCAUCGCGUUGUUGACAUUCAGGACGCAAAUAAACACAGACAACUUCGAGAGGAUUUAGCGGAUUAUAUCUUCUAUGGUAACAAUAACGAUAACGAAUAG